AUGGCCCCAACAACAUCACCGCCACCCAUACCGGUGUUUUUGCUGAAAAGCAGGUCCUCUCCCACCGACGCCUACGAAGACCUCUUCACAGCAUCGACGGCGACGACAGAUACUAAUGAGCUUGCCCGCUUUGAGCCCACUUUUGUGCCGGUGCUUGAGCAUCGCUUCGACGACGAAGGCAUCGCGCGGUUGGCAGACCUGCUGAAGCGCCGUCAAAUCACAAAUGUCCCUCCGCAGUCGGACGGCGCCGACACCGCAAGUGGUCAUUAUGGAGGUCUAAUCUUUACGUCGCAACGCGCAGUAGAGGCAUUCAGUAAGGUGGUUUCGGACGGCGAUGGCGCAUCCGGGCAUGAAAACGGCUGGCCGCAUCUCCAAGAUGUACCCAUCUACAGUGUUGGGCCCGCAACGACGCGUGCAUUAGGUGCCGUGGUCCAACAGCUGCCCUUGCAAGUGUUCGGCGAGCACACGGGCAACGGCGAAGACCUAGCCUACUACAUACGGGGGCAUUAUGCACACUGGAAACGGUCGCAAAUACAUGGCAUGCAGGAAAAUUCGACGGCACCGCCGCCGUAUGUGCCCGCCCUGCUGUUUGUGGUCGGCGAAAAAAGGCGCGACAUCAUCCCCAGGGUGUUAAUGGGCGGUGACAAGUCAGACAGCGCUGCCCCCCGCAUCCAGGUCGACGAGAUCGUGGUUUAUGGCACGGGCGUCAUGCCGACCUUUGCAGCCGAUUUUCAACGUGUGCUCGACACGACGCAGGACCGCUCAGUGCGCUGGGUUGUUGUCUUCUCACCCACAGGCUGUGACAGCAUGUUGGCCGCCUUGGGCCUCCUUGACUCGGAAACGGGCAGAGCAAGAAAACCUGCGGACGGGACCCGCUCCGUGUUUGUGGCCACGAUCGGCCCGACCACGCGUAGCUACCUUCAAGGUACGUUUGGUUUCGAUGCGGAUGUUUGCGCGGACGAGCCUAGCCCCCAGGGUAUCCUGUAUGGCAUUCUGCAGUUUAUGGCUGCUCGGGCCGCCAAGUGA
Sporothrix brasiliensis 5110 is the source of this 1026-nucleotide messenger RNA. RefSeq names its product uroporphyrinogen-III synthase. NCBI's taxonomy places the organism in Eukaryota, Fungi, Ascomycota, Sordariomycetes, Ophiostomatales, Ophiostomataceae. Gene Ontology annotation, molecular function: uroporphyrinogen-III synthase activity. Gene Ontology annotation, biological process: uroporphyrinogen III biosynthetic process. The record is from RefSeq and is a predicted model, not a curated record. The transcript has a single exon. The coding region runs from base 1 to 1026 and encodes 341 amino acids.